CGCGGGCGGCAGCCGGGAUCCUGCCGUCGCCGCCGGGCGCCGCCUUUGUUCCGCGGGAGAAGCCGAGCUGGGGUCCGGCGGCUGCACCAUGGCACCCAGGAGGACCGCGCAGGGCCGGCGCCCGCGGUGGCUGCUCUCCAUCCUCUCCUCCGCGCUGCUCUCCGCUGUCCUGCAGACGCGCGCAGCGACAGGGUCAGCCUCCCAGGACCAUCUGGACCUCACAGAGCUCAUCGGUGUUCCAUUACCCUCCUCCGUGUCCUUUGUCACCGGCUACGGUGGUUUCCCGGCUUACAGCUUUGGGCCUGGUGCCAAUGUUGGCCGCCCAGCCAGGACCCUCAUCCCACCUACCUUCUUCAGGGACUUCGCCAUCGGUGUGGCAGUGAAGCCUAGCAGUGCCCAGGGAGGCGUGCUCUUCGCAAUUACUGACGCUUUCCAGAAAGUCAUCUACCUGGGCCUGCGUCUUUCCGGUGUGGAGGAUGGCCACCAGCGGGUCAUCCUGUACUACACGGAACCAGGCUCCCACGUGUCCCGUGAAGCUGCAGCCUUUUCAGUGCCCGUGAUGACCAACAGGUGGAAUCGUUUUGCUGUGACUGUCCAGGGCGAGGAAGUGGCCCUUCUCGUGGACUGUGAGGAACACAGCCACGUCCUUUUCCAGCGAUCUUCCCGGCCUCUGACUUUCGAGCCCAGUGCCGGGAUCUUUGUGGGCAAUGCAGGAGCCACGGGGCUGGAGAGAUUUACGGGCUCCAUACAGCAGCUUACCAUCUAUACUGACCCCAGGACCCCUGAGGAGCUGUGUGAAGCCCAAGAGUCCUCGGCAUCUGGAGAAGCCAGUGGGCUUCAGGAGAUGGAUGAAGUCGCUGAGAUCAUGGAAGCUGUCACCUACACUCAAGCCCCGCCUAAAGAAGCACACGUUGAUCCCAUAAGCAUGCCUCCUACUUCAUCCUCUCCUGCUGAGGACAUGGAGCUUUCUGGUGAACCUGUGCCAGAAGGAACCUCAGAAACCAACUUGAGCAUCACUGGGCAUAGCAGCCCUGAGCAAGGGUCUGGCGAGAUUCUGAAUGACACACUGGAGGUCCAUGCUGUGGAUGGGGAUGCCAGUGGUUCAGGGGAUGGGGCCUUGUUGAAUGUCACUGACGGUCAGGUGUUAUCAGCAACAGCAACUGAGGAGGCCAAGGUGCCUGUCACUGCUACCCUGGAAGCAGAGAUUGGCAGUGUGCCUACUGGGAGCCCCACCCUAGCCAUGUCUACCCAGAACUCCAGGGAAGUGGGCACUCCAGAUCCAGAGAAUGAAGAAAAUCUAGCAACAGCAGCCUCAGGAGAUGGCGAGGUGCCCACCGGCACUGCUGGGGAUGCAGAGGCUGGCACCAUGCCUACUGCAGGGCCAACCCUAUCCAUGCUUACCCAGAAGCCAAGAGAAGAGGCCACUCUGGGUCCAAACGGUGAAGAAUGGCUAACCCCAGCUGUGUCCAAAGUGCCCCUCAGUGCUUUUGAGGAAGAGGAAGCCAGCGGGACUGCCACCGACAGCCUGGAUGCCUUCACACCCACAGUGGUCCUUGAGCAAGCCAGUGAGGCCCCUACAGACAUCCAGAAUGUUCUCACACCUACAGUGGUCCUUGAGCAAGCCAGCGAGGCCCCUACAGACAUCCAGAAUGUUCUCACACCCACAGUGGUCCUCAAGCAAGCCAGCAGGAGUCCAACAGACAUCCAAGCCACUCUCACACCCACAGUGGCCCCUGAGCAAGCGUUUACUUCUGCACCUGCUGAUGGAGAAGACUUGGUGGCUGCCACAGAGGAAGCUGAAGAGGAGGGGUCUGGCCGCACACCCCCCAGUGGGCCUCCACUCCCCACACCUACAGUGAUUCUCGAGAGGCAGGUCACUCUGGUAGGAGUGGAGGUCGAGGGCUCUGGCCCUGUUUGGCCCUUGGAUGUGGGCUCAGGUUCUGGAGACAUUGUGGGCAAUGAGGAUCUGUUGAGAGGUCCUCCGGGCCCCCCAGGCCCACCUGGAUCACCUGGGAUUCCAGGAAAACCAGGAACUGAUGUUUUCAUGGGAUCCCCUGGCUCUCCGGGAGAGGAUGGACCCACAGGGGAGCCAGGACCUCCGGGCCCCGAGGGACAGCCUGGACUCGAUGGAGCCUCUGGCAAGCCUGGGAUGAAAGGAGAGAAGGGAGCAAGAGGACCUAAUGGCUCUGUCGGCGAGAAGGGAGACCCUGGCAACCGAGGCUUACCAGGGCCCCCAGGGAAAAAUGGACAAGUUGGUACUCCUGGGGUUAUGGGACCACCAGGGCCUCCAGGACCCCCUGGGCCCCCAGGUCCUGGAUGUACAACAGAACUCGGAUUUGAGGACAUCGAAGGUUCGGGGGACAGCCAGCUGCUGAGCAAACCGAGAAUCUCGGGGACCUCCUCUCCAAGUGGUCCCAAAGGAGAAAAAGGAGAGCAAGGACCCAAGGGCGAACGGGGAAUGGACGGAACGAGCACUGUGGGGCCCCCUGGGCCCAGGGGGCCACCUGGGCGUGUCGAGGUCCUGUCCAGUUCUUUGUUCAACGUCACUAAUGGAUUCAUGAAUUUCUCGGACAUUCCUGAGCUUGUGGGACCUCCGGGGCCGGAUGGUAUCCCCGGGCUACCAGGAUUUCCAGGCCCUAGAGGACCAAAAGGUGACACCGGUGUGCCUGGAUUCCCAGGUCUAAAAGGAGAACAGGGCGAGAAGGGCGAGCCAGGCGCUAUCCUGACAGGGGACAUUCCUCUGGAAAUGGUGAAGGGGAGAAAGGGUGAACCUGGAAUGCAUGGAGCCCCAGGACCCAUGGGACCCAAAGGACCACCAGGACACAAAGGAGAAUUUGGCCUCCCGGGACGACCUGGUCGCCCAGGAUUGAAUGGUCUCAAGGGUGCCAAAGGAGAUCGAGGGAUCAUGAUGCCGGGUCCACCUGGCCUACCUGGACCCCCAGGACCCCCAGGACCCCCUGGAGCUGUGGUUAACAUCAAAGGUGCUGUUUUCCCAAUACCUGCCCGGCCACACUGCAAAACGCCAGUUGGUACUGCUCACCCUGGCGACCCAGAGCUUGUCACUUUCCACGGUGUGAAAGGAGAGAAAGGGUCCUGGGGUCUUCCUGGUUCGAAAGGAGAAAAGGGGGACCAAGGAGCCCAAGGACCACCAGGUCCUCCAGUUGAUCCAGCUUACCUGAGGCAUUUUCUCAACAGCUUGAAGGGGGAGAAUGGAGAUGCAGCCUUCAGAGGAGAGUCCAGCAACAACCUCUUUGUAUCUGGGCCUCCAGGCCAACCAGGACAUCCAGGCCUGGUUGGACAGAAAGGAGAGGCUGUCGUGGGGCCCCAGGGACCCCCAGGAGUUCCAGGCCUGCCUGGGCCACCUGGCUUUGGGAGACCUGGUGUCCCUGGACCACCGGGACCCCCUGGGCCACCAGGACCUCCUGCCAUCCUGGGUGCAGCCGUGGCUCUUCCAGGCCCACCUGGCCCUCCAGGACAGCCAGGACUCCCGGGAUCCAGAAACUUGGUCACAGCACUCAGCGACAUGGGUGACAUGCUGCAGAAAGCACACUUGGUCAUAGAAGGAACGUUCAUCUACCUGAGGGACAGUGGAGAGUUCUUCAUUCGUGUCCGAGAUGGUUGGAAAAAAUUACAGUUGGGAGAACUGAUCCCCAUUCCUGCUGACAGCCCCCCACCACCAGCGCUCUCCAGCAAUCCAUACCAGCCACAGCCUCCACUGAACCCCGUUUUAAGUGCCAAUUAUGAGAGGCCUGUCCUGCAUCUGGUUGCUCUGAACACGCCGGUGGCCGGGGACAUCCGAGCAGACUUCCAGUGUUUCCAGCAGGCCAGGGCUGCAGGACUGCUGUCCACCUUCCGAGCUUUCCUGUCAUCCCACUUACAGGAUCUCUCCACAGUUGUGAGGAAAGCAGAGAGAUUCAGCCUUCCCAUUGUGAACCUCAAGGGCCAAGUUCUUUUUAACAAUUGGGACUCAAUAUUUUCUGGUGACGGAGGUCAGUUCAACACACACGUUCCGAUAUACUCCUUUGAUGGUCGAGACGUGAUGACCGAUCCUUCCUGGCCCCAGAAAGUCAUUUGGCAUGGAUCCAACCCCCAUGGUGUCCGUCUUGUGGAUAAGUACUGUGAAGCCUGGCGAACCACGGACAUGGCAGUAACGGGAUUUGCCUCGCCACUGAGCACAGGGAAGAUUCUGGACCAGAAAGCUUAUAGCUGUGCUAAUAGGCUAAUCGUCCUGUGUAUUGAAAACAGUUUCAUGACAGACGCUAGGAAGUAAUAGCCUUCCCAUGAGUCUCAAAGAGUUUUCUAAUUUUUCUUAUGUGAAGAGUUGACACUGAAGUCUAAAAUGUUGUAAAUAUUGUAAGUUUUUUUAUAUUACACAUUUGUCAAAAGAGAAACCAAAGAAAACAUACCUCAGUAUACUCAAAAGGAAAGACACAAGGGACUCAGAUCCAAGUCAAAUCCAAUCCACAUAUUGGUGCUAGAUUCUGCAGGAAGCCCCAGCAGUAUGAACACAUCCUGACACAGAGUAGGGCAAUCUGAAAACAGAGGCCAGAGUGACUGAUUGCCCAGUGCAUUCUUCAGAAAGAAUUCCUUCCUUCCAACCAUGACUAUUGAGUGUAAGAUGUCCUUCAUGUUUGCUUACAAGGUCAGCUUUUAGACACAUAGCCCCUUCCUAAGUGCUUGGUGAUUCCAUAUACAUGCAUCCGUCCAGAGAAAGGGAACCACUCGGAAGAUCCCAUUCAUAUUCUUCUAUCAGGCUUUAAUAUGGUUCCCCUUUAAAACACUAUUGCCAUCAUGCUGUAGAGUUUUGCAUGUUUACCCAAUCAUAGUUGAGCGUGGCAUCUGUUUAUGUAGUUCUGGCUUGCUGGGAAAGUUGAGACUCCAGGAAAGAAACAGCACAUAAUCAUUACCUUUCUUUCCCUUGCUAGUCCUCCUUCCCAUCCCCCACCCCGAUUUUACCAUUUCCAUUUGGCAAGUCUUGAAUUACGAUUGCAGCUGAAACAGAUGCGUUGAGAUGAGUUUUCUGAAAAGUCUGUAUCAUUGUGCUAUAGGCUUUGCUAUCUUUUUCCAUGUAAGAACAUAAAGACAUCUUUUCCAGA
Peromyscus eremicus (cactus mouse) is the source of this 5096-nucleotide messenger RNA. RefSeq names its product collagen type XV alpha 1 chain (gene Col15a1). Gene Ontology annotation, cellular component: basement membrane. The transcript is spliced from 40 exons. Lineage: Eukaryota; Metazoa; Chordata; Mammalia; Rodentia; Cricetidae. The coding region runs from base 89 to 4270 and encodes 1393 amino acids. The record is from RefSeq and is a predicted model, not a curated record.